Molecule: messenger RNA, 13742 nt
Organism: Patiria miniata (bat star)
Lineage: Eukaryota; Metazoa; Echinodermata; Asteroidea; Valvatida; Asterinidae
Product: neural-cadherin-like
Exons: 35
Coding region: 300-9053 (2917 amino acids)
Biological process (GO): cell morphogenesis; calcium-dependent cell-cell adhesion; adherens junction organization
Cellular component (GO): adherens junction; catenin complex; plasma membrane
Molecular function (GO): cadherin binding; calcium ion binding
Source: RefSeq, a predicted model, not a curated record
GCUUUGCUUCCGGCGGGUACGAUUCUCGCAACGCUAACCGUUGCGCCAUUUUUCAUGCAACAGUCAUCAAUGUUCAUCUAGUGUCAAUGUCGCAUUCGAAAAUCCAUUUUAUUUUGAUAUUUUUGUAGUGUACUUCGUGGAGAAAAUAAGAGACUAAAACACAAGCCUAUUUUUGACGAACCUGUGUCUCGAAUUUGGUGAGUUAAAUUACAAUCGGAUUGUUUUCGAAGGAAGUGCUGGACACUUAAAAGCAACAAUUCUUGUGCAACUCCAUCGCGGGAUUUAACCUUAGCCUAACCAUGGCGGCAGCCGUCAGAUUGUUUGCCACUCUGCUCAACAUUUCAAUCAUACUCGUCCUAAUUUUAAUAUUAGUUUCUGGCUUUGCCUUGCCAAGCAUCAACGUACACUUUAAUACCAGACCAGGGACAAUUCUCACAGAGUUGCAGAACCAGGGACAGAGCUUCGAAUUGGACCCCACCAGUAGUAAGUACUUUGGCGUCACAGACAGCGGUAAGCUCGUCACCAACAGACCCCUGGUAGAUUUGCUGGGGAGCAGCUUGACCGUCGGUAUCCGGCACCGGAUUGGUGACCAUUCCUGGAACGAGCAGAUCAAUGUCAGAAUCGUCAACACCGGAAGGGACUCAAAGCUGCACUUUGCCGACAGCAGAUACCAGGGUGUCAUCACUGAAAACAAUCCUUUGGGGGAGAAAGUUCGGGGACUGUCGGACUUGCGAGUAGUUGUGCCCAUCUACGCCCAAGGCAUGCCCGUCCAGUAUGAGUUGCUCGGCCAAGGCAGCGACAAGUUUCACCUGGAAGUUUCAGAAGAUGAUUCCACUGUCGGCGUGUACGCCGACGCACCGUUGCAGGUGGCCGAAAAAGAGUUUUACAAGCUGACCUUGGAAGCUGUAGUGAACGAUGAGGUUGCCAUGACAGAAGUCCAGAUCUGGGUACUUGGUUUGCACCCUCCCGUCUUUGCCUUCUCAUCAUUCAUCUACAGUAUCGCCGAAAACUCCCCCGUGGGCACAAUCGCUGGUACGGUGUUUGCGACAGACGAGGACAUGGGAGAGAACGGUCACGUUACCUACCAUCUCUUAAAACCCAACCGGUAUUUCACGGUCGGGCAGGAGAGCGGACUGGUGACGGUCACAGAAACAACCCCCAUUGGCGAGUACAAAAUGCAAGUCGUUGCCCGGGAUGCUGGCACCCCCUUUCAAGAGUCGGCUCCGGUUCCCCUGCAGAUCAGCGUGAUUUCUUCCUCGUCCAACAUGAUCCCGUACGGAAACGACAUGAUGUUCGCUCCCGACUACAAACCCAGCAAGAGAUUUAGACGAGAAGUUCUCCCGGAAGAGAGAGUACCCGUUAACGAGGAUACAGCCAUCGACACAGUUAUAUUCACUGUAUCAAGCCUAAAUGACACUGAUAGGUUUGCAUACGUCGGUACGCCCAAUCCUCUGUUUGGCCUGAACGAGACCACGGGCGAAGUUACGCUCCUUGGCCAACUCAACUUUGAACAGGCAACAGUGCACGAGUUUGAAGUGGAGAUCACUAAUGUUGAAAAUACUGACAAGCGUGACACCCAGCGCAUCAUCAUUGAGGUACAGAACGUUAAUGAGCCCCCACAGUGGGAGAUCGUGGUGUACCCCUACAUCGCGGUGGUACCUGUGGAUGCCUCCACCGGUGCCUCAAUCUAUCGUCUCAGAGCCUCUGACCCUGAGGGCUCCGAUGUGCGCUUCUAUCUCAACUCUGGUGGGAGCGGCUUGUUCACCGUCGACGAGGAAAGUGGCUCGAUCAGGACUAGCCUGUUGGAGGGCCAGACCUACGAGCAAGGCCGGAAGUACAUUCUGAGUGUCUACGCCCAGGACGAGAACGGAAGCAGCAUACCCGCCGAGGUCAACAUCUUUGGUGGCAGCCAUCCGCCGCAGUUCACCCAGGAGGUGUACAACGUAGCAGUGGAAGAAGAAAAGAUUGGGGAGCAAAACGUGAUAGACAUCGACGCAUUCUCCUUCAGCAACGUAGCUGUCACCUUCGCGCUCCUGAACAGCGAGACCAACCAGCCGAUUCCACGUCACUCCAUUGACCCUUCCUCUGGCCUGAUCAAACUGCUGGAAAAUGUGGACCGGGAGGUGCUAGACUCGUACUUCUUGGAAGUGCAAGCGACUGAAGACGUCCAAGAUGGCUUGUCCACUACUGUCCGGGUGAAUGUUGAAGUGACUGACAUCAAUGACUGUGUUCCCAAGUUUGAACGUGAAACAUACUCGUUCAGAAACGUCAUUGAGACAAUUGACACAACUACACCCAUCGGAACAGUUGCGGCCACCGAUUGCGACGCCGACCCCAACAACAUCUUGACCUACAGCCUGAUCGGGGCCCAGGCCGACAAGUUCAGGCUAGACUCUCAGGGGGUGCUCUACGCAGCCACUGGGCUGGACUACGACGUUGGUGACGGCUCCUACGAGCUGGAGGCUCAAGUCCAGGACCAGGCCGGGGGUGCAGACACUGCCAAAGUCUGGGUCUACCUGACGGAUGUGAACGACGAACCUCCGGUCUUCUUGAACACGGAUGGCUCGGUGUAUUACAUUGAUGAGGACGCGCCAGCUGGCUACAUCAUUGGCACUGUCUAUGCCAGCGAUGCUGAUAAGACCGACACCAUCACAUUUGGGAUUCAAGGCUCCAGUACCUUCCAGAUUGAUCCCCAAACUGGUGUGAUUUCCCGCAUAGGCACCGGCAACUUACCGGAAGCCAGUUACCGCUUCAACGUCACUGCCACCGACGGAAAGUAUACCAGCGAUGCUGAAGUUGAGAUUCAAGUCAACGAUAUUAACGACAACACUCCGGUCUUUCCUGAUUGCAGUACCUAUACCCCAUCCAUAUCCGAAAGUGCAGGGAUUGGUACAUUCCUCAUCAAGGUGCAAGCCACUGAUGCCGACAAAGGCGUCAAUGCGGAAAUCGCAUACGACAUUGCUGGAUCCAACAACCCCUUCACGAUAGAUGCAGUCACCGGUGAUAUCUCUACCCAGGAUCCCCUGGAUCGUGAGACCACGCCCACCAUCGACAUUGUCGUCACGGCACAGGACAAUCCCGGAAGCAUCUUCAGCAACCAGGGCUUUUGUUUUAUCACGGUGACCAUCACAGACGUCAAUGACAACCGACCAACCUUCCCACUGGAGGAUUAUGUCGUAAUUAUCAGCAACACAGUACAACCAUUCACUACGAUUCUGACGGUUCAAGUUGAGGAUGCAGACCUUCCCACACCAGCCGGUUUUACAUAUGGCCUAACAGGGCAAAAUCCAGUGCUGUUUGAAAUUGAUCAGGAUGGAGAAAUCUCUCCUGUAGCAGAUCUGAGCGGUUAUGAUGACAAUACCUUUAACUUCAAGGUCGAAGCCGAAGAUGGCCCCAAUAAGGCCAAAAGCAACGUUCAGGUCAAAGUUCUGGCUACUGGUGUUGAUCAGCCCCCUGUAUGGGUCAGCACAUUUCCAGAUAUCACUGUAAUGGAAAACAUCUCCAUCAAUGAUGUUAUAGGAACUCUGGAGGCGCGGUCCCAGAGUGGCAACGGAGUGGGCUACAGGGUUGUACAAGGCCAGAUUCCGCAAACAAACUCUGAGGGCCAGUUUGCCGUUCAAAACGUCGGUGACAGCAUGAUAGCCAACUUGUACAUCAGCGCUCCACUGGAUUAUGAAACGACUAAGUUUUACAAAUUGCAGAUGGAGGCUUAUGAUGACGGCAACAGGUUGUCCAUCCUUGGAACCCAGACAGUGAAUGUUCAGGACGUGAAUGACGAAACUCCACAAUUCCCCGUUACAAACUUCUUUGUGGCCUACCCAGAGGAUGUGGAUCCACCAUUCUUGGUCACCCAAGUGCAGGCUGAGGAUGCUGACACAGAACCAGCUUUCAAAACAAUAACAUACUCUCUGGACCCAAGUUUUUCGGAUGCCCCAUAUUUCAGCAUCAACCCAACAACUGGUGCUCUCACCAGCCUUAUCAAGUUUGAUCGUGAGUCUGAGGAUAGUUACUCUGUUCAGGUCGUUGCGACAGACGGUGCUCCCUCUAGCCUACCUAGUGCUGGCGGUCCUAAUAAAGGUUAUCUGCGUGUGGUGAUCAACGUGGUGGACAAAAAUGACAACCCCCCCGUCUUUGACGCACCCAUGUACAUCCGGACAAUCAGAGAGGAUGAGCCAGUCGGGUCUGAAGUCAUCCAAGUGACUGCAACUGAUGUGGAUCCAGACAGCAUACCGAGGUACCUGAUUACAGCAAACAACACAGGCGGUGCCUUUGAGGUAGACCCAGCUACUGGAGCCAUUUCCAUCGCCUCUCCCCUGGAUUACGAAACCCAGCGGGAAUACUGGCUGAUGUACACGGCCAACGACGGUCUGAACGUGGCCAGCACCGUCAUCCGCAUUCAGCUCGAGAAUGUGAACGACGAAAAACCUGAAUUUGAAGCCCCGGUCUACACGGCGGAAGUGAGCGAAAACGACCCGAACGUCCCUCGCCAAUUACUACAGGUCAAGGCUGUAGAUGGCGAUGCAGAUGCUAACCAAGCGGACAUACGCUACUCCCUGGAAGGCACAGGAGCCGGUACCACCUUCACCAUCGACGCCGUCACCGGCCAGAUCACGCUGACUGAGAUGCUGGACCGAGAAUCCGUCAGUAUCUGGAAGCUCUUGGUGAAGGCCACGGACGGGGGGAGCACGGGCACAUCCCUGACGGGAUACGCCGAUUUGGAAGUGACGGUGUUGGACGAAAACGAUAACAGUCCGUUCUUUCCUGAGCUGGAGUAUAGGGGGUCUGUCCCUGAGAACUCCCCCGGCGGAACCCGUGUCAUGCAGGUCACGGCCAUAGAUUAUGACGAUCCCAACGGAUUUGGCCGCAUCACCUACUCCACCAUCAGCAGUUCAGAGAUUCCCAACGACGGAUCGGGUCUCUUCCAGAUUGACGGAUCCACGGGCUGGGUCACAGUCAAGAGUGGGGCCGUACUGGACCGGGAGAAAAACGACACCUACACGCUCAGGAUCCGGGCUUCAGAUGUUCCCAAUAGCGAGGCUUUGACCGAUGCCAUAAUUCAAAUUCUGGAUGUAAACGACAAUGCACCUGAGUUUGUGGGAGGCCCCUACGCGACGUCCGUGGAGGAGACGCAGCCCGUCGGAGCCACGGUCUGGGAAGUCUCGGUCACCGAUGCCGACGUCGAUUUCAACGAAGAGGUCCAGUUUAACAUCAUUGGUGGCAACGUCGGGGGCAGCUUUGAGAUCGUUGCCGACCCGUUGACGCUCAUCGGAAUCAUCAGGAUUGCCAGACAAUUGGAUUACGAGUCCCCAAAUAAACUGUACACGCUGACCCUCACCGUCGAUGAUAACUCCGGCCCGGAUUCCCAGAGCCAGACUACGAUCACGAUUGACGUCCUUGACGUGAACGACAUAGCGCCAACCUUCAAUCCCGCUGAAUACGUCUCUGCUAACGUCCUAGAAAGUGUGGCUGUAGGCACCUACAUUGGCACAGUCAGCGCCUCGGACCCUGAGGCAGGCUUGUUUGGCCAGUUCACGUUCUCAAUUGAUCCGGCCUCAGAUCCCGAUGGUCUGUUCAGCAUCGAAGAAAUACUCCCCGUAGGGGCCGUAAAAAGAGCGGAUGUGCAAACGGCAAAGCCUUUGGACAGGGAGAAAGUAGAGACACACGUCUUGACCCUCAGGGCCACUGACCUGGGUGUGCCACCAUUGACUGGCUACGCGACCCUCAACCUGACCCUGGACGAUGUCAACGACACUCCGCCGACGUUUGCCACGGAUUACCGGCCCACGAUCAAAGAGAACCUGGCCGUAGUUCAGUUUGUAGGGUACAUCAGUGCGAAGGACGAAGACCCCACAGGCGGACCACCGUUCACUCUGGUAGUAGAGCCAAACACGGACACCAACAGUUUUACAUGGUUUGAUGUUGACGGUCUCACAGGGAACAAUCUCAGCAUUUCCUCCAAGGCUAUCAGCUUUGACAGAGAAGCGCAGGCUACUUACUCCAUCCCGAUCCGAAUCACAGACAAGGCACCCAACGGCAACAGCGGCGUCCAAAACCUGAUCGUGGAGAUUGAGGACGAAAAUGACAAUCAACAUUACGGCACCACCAAGGAAAUGCUGGUCUACAGUUUUGAGGGUGACAUCCCUGAAACCAGGAUUGGUAACAUUCCUGAUUCCCCGAUCGGUUUUGUUGGAGUGAGUGACAAGGACACUUUAGAAGAUAAGACCUACUUCCCUGACCUAAGUGACGUGUACAAGCAAUACUUCCGGGUUGACGAAGACACGGGUCAGGUUACCAUCUUAGCUGGCACGCCAGCGGGUACCUACAACUUUGACGUGCGUGUCGCUGAUGAUGGCAAGUAUGAUGACCAGACAUCCACCGUCAUCGUGGACGUCAGGGACAUCCCGGAAGAAGCCGUACGCAGCUCGGGGUCCUUCCGCUUCGAAGGGGUGACGGCUGAGGAACUAAUCACCGUACCGUCGGGCGGCGGGGAGACCAAACUGGACAUUCUGAAGAACAUCCUGGCCGAAAUCAUCCCCGCCAAACCGGAAAACGUCGACAUCUUCAGCGUGAUCAACGUUCCCAACCAACCCAACACGGUUGACGUCCGGUACUCGGCCCACGGCUCACCUUACUACCCGCCAGAGCAAAUGGACGGGGCCGCACUUGCAAACAGAGACGGGAUUGCGCAAGCCUUGGGAGUGACCAUCGGCAUGAUCAAGAUCGACAUGUGCCUGUUGGAGUCGGCCUGCGAGUCGGCUUGUACCAACGUACUGGAGAUAGAUCCCCAGCCCACCCUCAUCAACACGCCCUCUGCCUCCUUCACGGCGGUCACUACGAGCACCGUGGCCAAGUGCGUGUGUGGGGCCAACACCCAGCAGCCGGGACUGUGCGACUUUGACGCGUGCCUCAACGGCGGAACGUGCACUGAAACACAAGGCGGUGGACACACGUGCCAAUGCCCGACUGGCUACGACGGUCCGGACUGCCAGCAGACCACCCGUGAGUUCAAAGACGGCUUUGCUCACUUCGGCACCCUCCAGCAGUGCGAGGAGACCCACACCUCCUUGGAGUUUAUCACCACCGCUGCCGAGGGGGUGCUGCUCUACAACGGCCCCAUGAUCCCGGUGACCGGCGACAUGCCCGAGGAUUUCAUGCUGAUUCAGCUGCUUGGAGGGCAGCCAAAGCUCGAGAUCAACUUGGGUUCCGGGACGUUGUCCCUCAGCCUACCAGCUACUACCAACCUUGGCGACGGCAAGUGGCAUCGCUUAGACGUUUACCGGAAUGGAAAGGAUGUAGAAUUCAUGCUGGACCGUUGCAAGGAUGCGGCGGUGGCUGAAGCCUCCACUUCCAGCAGCCGGCAGACAGACCAAUGCAAGAUAACCGGCCAGGCGCCUGGAGACAACAAGUUCCUGAACGUCAACACUCCUCUACAGCUCGGCGGUAUCGACGAGAGCCCGGGCUUCACAUACCCCGUUGACAUCACGUUUGCCGCUAGCUACGAUGGCUGCAUGAAGAACUUGGAGCAGGACAGCACCUUGUACGACCUGGAGACACCAGGAAAAGCAGCAGGCAGCGAGGCGGGCUGCUCCAAACUGGUCUGCGGGGAGUGUAACAACGGGACCUGUGAAGGGGACUUCAGCACCUAUACGUGCCUGUGCGACCCGGGCUAUACAGGCGAGAAGUGUGAUCAGACAACCCCAGCCUACGACUUUGCAACUGAGAGCUAUGUCCGGUACCAGCUGAAGCCCACAAUCGUGAUCGACAGCCGGGAGGGCAACUAUCAGGUGUCAUUCCGCACCCGCGAAGACGAGGGACUGCUUUGGACCAUCACAAACCUGAACGGCCUGGAGUUUACAACGCUUGAGUUGAUCAAUGGGUAUAUCCGGAGCCGUUGGAAUCUGGGUGACGGGGAACACUCCAUGUACCUGGACCAGUACGCGGUGAACGACGGGGAUUGGCACAUGGUCCACCUGGAGCGCUUUGACUUCUACAUCACGGUCCGGAUCGACGGGGGCGGCGGGGUGCGUCAGAUGGAGAGCAGGGAGAGCACCUUCAGCACCUUGGAGGUUGACCCCAACAGCUUGCUGCUGGGGGCCUUUGUGGUGCAUGUGGUGGACAUCUCCCAGGACUUCCAAGGCUGCAUGAACGAUCCCCGGAUCAACAACUUCUACCUGGGCUUUGAGACAGAGUCUGACUACGCGAUCCCUCAGCCUACCGCCUCGGUGACCGAGGGCUGCCCCAGCUACGAUCCUUGUGCCAGUAACCCUUGCCCAGUGCCGUUCAUAUGCAAGGACGUGUGGAGGAAGUACAUCUGCAUUUGCAAGCCAGGCUUUGAGGAAUUGGGCAACACGUGUGUAGCCAUCGAUGACUGUGAUCCUAACCCCUGCCUGAACGGUGGUAUAUGCACCGACCGCGAGAGUGGCUUUGACUGCGAAUGCCCGGACGGCUACAGAGGCGACAUAUGCGAUGUGAAGGUGGUCCCGCGGGUAGGCGAGCCGCUGAACCUCAGUAUUGGAGCCAUCCUGGCCAUGAUUCUCUGCAUACUGAUCAUCAUAUUGAUGCUGCUGGCUUUCGUCUUCUACAAGCGCAACCAAGACCGCAAACAGGCCUUGGCCUUCGCCAUCGAUCCCGACGACGACAUCCGAGAGAACUUCAUCAACUACGACGAGGAAGGAGGCGGGGAGGAGGACCAGGAUGCCUACGAUGUCAGCACCUUGAGGAAACCCGUGCAGCCGGUGCAGCCCAUGGAUGAUUACAUCAAGCCGCCGACUACCGUGGUGCCGCUCAGCCAUGCUCCUAGACCUACCGGUGAUGACCCCAACGUUGGUGACUUCAUCAACGAUCGUCUCAAAGAUGCCAACGACGACCCGGAUGCCUACCCCAACGAUUCCCUCAAGGAGUUUGACUACGAGGGCGAGGGCUCGUCGGCCGGCAGCCUCAGCUCUCUCAACAGUAGCAGUACAGACGGCGAUCAGAACUACGACUACCUCAACGACUGGGGACCACCCUUCAAGAAGCUGGCCGAUAUGUACGGAGGCGGUGAAGACGAUUAGACAAACGACAGGUACAAUCACUGGCUUACUGAGAUGAUCAAAUCAGAGCUUCCUUGUAGUCAAAAUAAACUGAACAGUUAAUGAAAGAUAUGAUUACAUAUGGGUUUAACUCCUUCCGUACAGCAAGUUAUAUCAACUUCAAAUAGAGCCAUUGGAGACAGAGAAUAUAAUCGGCUUGAACAUCGUAGUGUAUUGAUUUACUUCUGUCUAUUAAGGCCAAAAAAAAAAUUACUCAAAAAAAACACCGUACUCAGAAAGUUAAGUCCAGGCUUCUCGUGAUGUAAAAUAGAUAUUUGCUGACGAAAUCACUUUGUUGUGAUUCUUUACGAAAGAGGAAAAUAGAAAAAAAAGUGACAACAUUUUUGUAUUGCAGUUGUGGUUGUGAUUGUUUAAAGAAAAGACUGUUGCAUUAAUUAUGAAAGUUAAUGUAGUUUAAGAUUCAUUUGCAGAAAGAUGUUGUAUAAAAGCUGUUGAUUUUUGUACUAAAUGCUUAAAAUGGUUGGUAGUAGAUUUUUAGACUGGACUCUAAAUCCACCUGAGGAUUUAAAUAAGAUUUGUUGCUCAUCCACUGGGUGGAGUUUGUGGGUUUUUAAGCUCCGUAUGUAAAUUUGGCACAUUUGAUCAUUUUGUAGGAGUAUUUUUCAUCGCAGUUAAUUGUUUAUGGUCAAUUUUUAAAAAAUGUUUGAAAAUAAGUUUAGCCAGUUUCUAAAAUUGUAUCAGGAUUAGGCUAAACCUGUGUGCCCUGUGUGCCAGCUGUAGACUACAGAAACAGUCACUUUUAAGUCAUAUUUUUUGCUUUCUUGAAGUAUGAAAGAACAAAAAAGAGCUUUCUUGCUCCGGUAAUUUUUAUAUUUUCAUUAGUACUAGACCCACCCAUUGCUGUGUAAAUACGCUGGCCUGUUUGAUAUCAGUACUACUCUUGCUGUUGUCCAUAAGAGGCAUUCUAUCAAGUUAAGAGUCAAAGUGUGACAUUUUUCUUGUCCCUGCUACCUCUGAUUUUUGUAAUUUGCCCUUCAAGUAUCAUCAAGAAUGUCUUCAAGCGAUUGUUUUAUUUGCUGGGUAGGUAGUUUGCUAUUUAUAAUCGCUUAUGAAGGAUGACUGCAUUAACCCUAACCCCCUAGGGUGAUUUACUAAAAAACCUUCCUCAUCCUUGCAAAUCCCAACACCAUGUGGUAAACUGUACACAUAAACAGUUGGACUUUGGUAUGCCAAACCCCAUGUAAAGCAUAAUCAAUUUACCAGUGCAGUACUCCUCCUAACAGAUUCCAACAAACCCUUCUGUUGGAGUUUGACUGGAUGGGGAUCGUUAGGGUUAAGGAAGGGCAUCAAAAUUACAAAAUCAUAGAUGUCAGAUGUAACAGGGACAGAAAAAAAAAGUGGACCCCCAAAUUUAUAGAAUGACCGGUAAUGCAAUGCGACCAGAUGGCAGUGUGAUGCAUCUUAGAUACAGUUUGCCGACUUGAAGGCACAAAUAUUAAGGUAUGUUCAAUGGGCGCCUCGCGGAACAAUAGAGGGCGCUAUGCAGCCCACUCAUGAGAGCGAGUUAAGAACACAUAUAAAGUGUGGUCACUACUAAUUUCCAUCUGACAGGAAUAAACCCUAGCCUGCUCCAUUAGACGAUCUCGACUGAGUGUGGACGCACAGCGGACAUUUCUGCUCGAGCGUUGAUCGAUAUCGGUGCUCGUCAGCAUUUUCAUCAUUUAGGGGUACUUCCGCGCAGAGUCCAUGAAAAAGCCGUGAUAAUACUGCCGGCUUACUUUUACCCAAGCGUGAUCGUGUCUUUACGUUGGUCGUUUCUAAUGUUAAGGAUGAUACAGCAGGGUUGUACAAUUGUGUGAAUAUGUUCAAUAGUUUAACAAACAGAAAAAGUGCGACAAGUAGGUUUAGACAUUCUUUGAAAUGAUAUUGUAAUGUGUUUUUUAAAUUCAUUUGGUUUGUUUUGUCAGUUCCGCAAUCUACAUUUAAAAAAACUUGAAAGUACUUGUAAUUAGUUAGUACUGUUUUGUACGAUUACUUGCACAGUGUCAGAGGAUCGGACUGAUUUGUUAACAGUUGCAGAAAAAUAUGUGAAUAGUGGUGCUUUUUUUAAUUGUGCCUUCACUCAUUAGAAUCGAGGUUCGUUUUUUUGGUUUUCGUUCGUAGUACAUUUGUAGGCUAUCGUAAGCAUGCUUUCUACAGAAGAUUAAUUUGUGAAAAAUGUAGGUCAAAGAUUACAAGGAGACUUAGUACAUAAGAUGUCACAAGGCUGGGCCCAGAGUCUGUUGUUACAGGUUCUGAAACGUGUUGAAAAUACUUGUAUGGGGAGAUUGGGUGCCAGACUAAAGAUCAUUACAAAUGUUCGUGGUUUACUAAGACCGAAUGUCAGAAUAACUUGGCUAUGGCUUAAAAUUACACACGAGUCUAUGGGAAGUGGCUGCAGCCGCUACCAUAGACACAAGUGUAAAAUCAAGCCGUAGCCAUAUAAUUCCCGAAUUACAUGUACUUGACUAUGGCUUGAAAUUAAACACUACAUGUAGUCUACGGUAGCGGCUGCAGCCGCUUCCCAUAGACUCGUGUGUAAUUUCAAGCCGUAGCCAAGUAAUACGGACAUGGCUGAAGACACCAAUAAACCCAUGUGGCUUACGUCUUACCAAAAUUAGAAAAGGGCCUUUUUAAAUUAUUCUUUUUUUAAUAGAAAGAUUGUCACAAAUGUUUUGCACAUGUAAAUUUAAGCUUGCCCUGUAAUGUUAUAUAACUCUUUUCUUAGCAUACACUUAAGCUAUUUUGUAGAUUUAUUUUCGGUGUAAAUAUAUUGCUUAUGUUGAGCUUAUCAUUCUUGCUUUAGGUUCCAUCCAGUAAAUAAUUAUUUAACAGUUAUUCAUGUACUUUUAGAUGCCGUUCAAAAAUAAAUGCCAAAACAAAAAAUGCUUUCUUCAAUGGACCAAAACCACAUUUGGCCUGAAGUGUGGGUGUAUCAUGAAAUUUUGGACUUGGUCAAAAAAGGCCAAUUUGAGUGUAUUGCACAUGCUCAGUGCAAACAUUCAAAGGUACAGACACUAAGAUUCUGGCAGAAACUUUCUUCAAGGCAAAAUUAUUAAGAAUUUCAUUUGGACCUUGACUUCACAUCACACCACUUUCGCCUUUGAUUUCCCCUCGGUACAUUUGUACCUUUCUCUAGAAGGUUUUAUGGAAUUUGUUUUUCUGCAAGAAGUCAUGUAUAGUAAGGAAACAGUUCUUCCAAGGAAAUUUCAUGUACAAAUGCGAUGUCUUAAAACGCUUGUUAUGCUCAUCAAUCAAAGAUGGAAAUUCAUGGAAAAGAUCAAAAUGUUGUGUUUGUUAUAAAAAAAAACGCUUUUAAAAAAUUUUCUUAAAAAUUCUGCGAUAUUCAUUGUCCAUUGUCAGCAGUUGUUUAUAUAGUAGACCUAAUUUGCAAUAUUUAACUUACUUUAAUUACAUAGCACCUGCAAUUGAAAAGUUAGUCGCUAGUCACUUGAAGUUUUAAGUUGUAUUAUAAUUGAUUAUUAUGCAAGCAAAACUGAACGUAGAACAGAUUAAGUGUGAUGUGGUAUUUGGCCAAUUAAAAAAAUGCCAGUUGAUCGUCCCUGCCCGCUUUCUUUUUUGAGGCUCCAUCAUUUUUUUUAAAAUUUCAGGCAUUACCUUUUUUAAAGAUGUUUCAGAAGUUCAGAUUCUACUAAUAGCUUUACUAAUGUUCAAUAAGCACUUUAAGAAGGUGUUGUGGCUAUCAACUAGCAGACAACUACCCAGAACUAUCAAAUAAAAAGGGCCUCCUCCUUUUUCAGGCACAUAUCAUGUAAGCUAAAUAUGGCUUUUUUAGCCUACUUUUCAAUAAAAAAAUUAAAAAGGGCCUCGUCCUCCUCUUUUUGAAAAAGAACCCCGGACGAUCAACUGGUGUUUUGUUUUUUUACUUGGCCUUAGUGUAUUUUUUGUUGUUUUAUGUUUGAAAUAUUUGUCUGUGUUCAUGGAACAUUGUAGUAUUCAUAAUUAUUUUGUUAGAUGAUUUUGGCCUCGUAUGCUCCAUCCGUUUAAAAUUGAGUGAUGGAAGUUUAAAAUGCUGUAUAAAAAAUUAGAAGUAUGGUGCAUCCAUCGAAAGAUAGUUUGAAAGCAGUUUUCAGUUAGGUCUGGAUUUUUUAAAAGAAGUUUGUGUGUUAUAUCCAAGCGUUGCACUAUAAAGAUUUUUUUAAAAUGUCGUUAGGUGUCGUUCUCCAAAAGAUAAGGUCUCUAGUUAGAUCAAGAAAUUACAUAAAAAUAGUUUACCGAAUGAAAAGUACUUUUUUAAGCUGUAAAGUGUAUAAGGCUUUUAAUGUUUAGAGGAUUAAAAUUGAUUUAACCAGACAAAGUAAUUUUAAAUACGGUUCAUUCAUCAUAUUCACAUAAAAUUCUCAUUUGAGCAAGUACACAAUUAAUUCAAAGUAAACACAAUUUUCAAAAUAAAAUCUCUUUUCAGUUUUAAAAUUUGCGUUGUUUGCUGCUCAGUUUAUGGUAGAAAUUAAAUAUCUUGAUGCCAAAGCGUUAUUUUGUAAUUGAUUAGUAAAGAGAGAGAAAAAGCGAAACGCAGCAUUUUAGGGCUACUAUUAAAUCAAGUUGUUUUAUUACUCCAGUACAGUAACACGCAAGAUGUAGUCCCUUUUUAAAAAAUCGCCACGCUGGUUUGAAUUAUUAUGAAAAUAAAAGAUUCCACUGGAAUAGUUA